CCGGCGAACCAAGCAGUUCGGAUACCGGGUAGAUCGCAGUCGAACCAGCUCGCCGAAGUAACUGCGAUUGUACUGGCCCUGCGGAAGAUUGGAAACUUUGUCCCUAUCGUCUUCAGGACGGACUCGAUGUACACAAUAAACGGACUCACCCGGUACUUAGGGAGCUGGGAGGACUGUGGAUGGAUCGGCGUGGCAAACAGCCACGCUUUUAGAGCGGCGGCGGGGCUGCUCAGAACACGAACCGCAGUAACGAAGUUUCAAUGGGUUAAAGGUCAUAGCGGGAUAGAAGGCAAUGAGAUGGCGGACCGAUUGGCUGAGUCGGGAGCACAGAAAGAGGUACUGGACAAUGUAGACUUCUCGGUUCCGGAAAGGUUUGACCUGCAGGGUGCGAGGAUGUCCACCAUUACGCAAAAGACGGCGUACAGGGGCAUCAUGGAGAGGCUCCACGUGAAGGAGAGAGCGACGACGGUGAGGAACAUCGACAGGGCCCGUUAUGCUGUGGAAGAAAUAACCGGGAGCCUUGAAACCGAUGGCGCUCUGUGGGCCGGUUGCCGAAACAGCGCCAUAAGACGACCUGUUCAACAGUUCGUGUUCAAAAUGUUACACGGGGCAUACAAAGUGGGAGAUUACUGGUCACAUAUCCCCGGAUUCGAGGACAGGGCAACCUGCUCCCUGUGUCAAUCAGGGGAAAAAGAGAGCAUGGAGCACAUACUCAUUCACUGUGAGGGCUCACAUAGGGAACUACUCUGGAACGCGGCCGCCCGGAGAUGGCCAAGAAACUUAGGUCCGUGGCCGACGAUCACUUUUGGGACGGUCCUCGGCUGUGGAUCGAUUGGCCAAUCACCGAGACAUGGACAACCCGGUGAAGGUGAAGUAGGGACUUUGAAUGUCGACUCCGCUCGGAGGCGGCUGAUGCGGAUUCUGAUCAGCGAAACCGCAUACAUGAUAUGGGUAAUGAGGUGUGAAUCCGUCAUA
Messenger RNA from Punctularia strigosozonata HHB-11173 SS5, 975 nucleotides. RefSeq names its product RnaseH-domain-containing protein. The record is from RefSeq and is a predicted model, not a curated record. Gene Ontology annotation, molecular function: nucleic acid binding; RNA-DNA hybrid ribonuclease activity. The transcript has a single exon. NCBI's taxonomy places the organism in Eukaryota, Fungi, Basidiomycota, Agaricomycetes, Corticiales, Punctulariaceae. Gene Ontology annotation, biological process: DNA replication, removal of RNA primer. The annotation marks the transcript as partial.